GCACCCAUGGCGGCGGCGGCGGGACCGGUCGGACCGGGAGAACCGAGUCCCAGCACCCGGCGCGGGCCCCGCCCCCCCGACUCCGCCGCCGCCGCCGCCGCCCGUGCCUCAGUUUCCCCCGCGGGCCGAGCAUGGAGACCCCGUGGCCGCUGCUGCUGCUGCUGCUGCUGUGGGCGCCGCCGCGCGUGCGCGGUGACGACGGCGGCGACUUUGACCUCGCGGACGCCUUGGACGACCCCGAUCCGACCUCGAAGCCCAGCGGGGGUCUCUACCCGAAGCUCCCAGUGGACCCGCUGCCCUCGGACCCACACGGCGGAGGUGUCUACCCCCCACCCAGGCCCCGCCCACAGCCUCAGCCCCGCCCACAGCCUCAGCCCCGCCCACAGCCUCAGCCCCGCCCACAGCCGAGCGACACCAAUGGCUUCGGAGGCCCACGCUGCUUUGUGCCUGGAGGGGGCGGGGGCUCAUUAUUUACACAUUCAGAUUUAUGCAAAUGA
Messenger RNA from Arvicola amphibius (Eurasian water vole), 497 nucleotides. RefSeq names its product Xg glycoprotein (Xg blood group) (gene Xg). The record is from RefSeq and is a predicted model, not a curated record. NCBI's taxonomy places the organism in Eukaryota, Metazoa, Chordata, Mammalia, Rodentia, Cricetidae. The coding region runs from base 132 to 497 and encodes 121 amino acids. The transcript has 6 exons.